AUGGCAACAACUCAGAAGCACGUGAACCUAAUUGACAGCACUUGCAUAAUAAUUAUGAAUAAUAAUUAUUGCAUUCAUGUGCAGCACUUGCAAACAUUCUUCGAACCUCACGUGCACUUGAAAAAUAUUCCACUUGCAUACGGACAGCCGAUGUUACGUGGCGUGGAAACUGAUGGGGCGCAUGGUGCAGUGAAUCUGAUGAUAACAAAAACAGUCUUCACAAUAUUCAUGAAAACAUCAGACCAAGUAAAUUGCGAUCAUGUAUUGGUAACAACUACUCUAAGACUGGACACAAUCUUUGCCAUGUGGUUGUUGGGGCUGGUGUUGUGUGACAUCAUCUGCACCUCUGAGACGCUCACUCUCACCUGCCAGGUCGAUCGUCAGGUCAUCAUCGUCCGCAGGGCUCUCUACGGCAGGAUGGAGCCUGGAAAGUGCAUCACCUCUGAGUAUGCACACGCCAUGGGAUGCUACGCUGACGUGACGACACACGUGCAAGAUCUCUGCAGUGGUCAGAGCCACUGCAGUCUCAUGGUCGCCUCCAUCGACGCCAUCGCUCAACCGUGUGGCAAGGACUUCAAGUCCUACCUUGAUAUCGAACACGAGUGCGUCAGAGCGACAUGUGGUCGGCAGCGAGUCGGUGUGUGUAACAGUCGUGCCUGGAGGUCUUGCGCUCUUACUAAAAGAAGUUGCGCACUGACCCUGUUCGAAUGCGUGUUACGUCAAACUUUAGAGAGGCCCCCAUAUGUCAUUGGAGAGUUGGUGAGGCUGGCAAGUGCGUGCAAUGAGAUGGAGUGGAGUGCGUCUGUAGCGUGUCGUGGAAGUGCAAGUUAUUUCAAGAACCACAUCGUCCACCUCUCCAUAUUUUCAGGACUAUGCAAAUCGAACGUAAUGCAGGCAGGAUGUUUUAUGCCGACACGGCAAGUGCAAAACGGUAACGUAUUCAAUGAGGUUAUGAAGUGUUCCUAUCGACAUAAAUGGCAUAAGUCUAUCUAA
This is a messenger RNA of Helobdella robusta, 993 nucleotides long. RefSeq lists its product as hypothetical. Lineage: Eukaryota; Metazoa; Annelida; Clitellata; Rhynchobdellida; Glossiphoniidae. Bases 1 to 993 code for a protein of 330 amino acids. The transcript is spliced from 8 exons. Gene Ontology annotation, molecular function: carbohydrate binding. The record is from RefSeq and is a predicted model, not a curated record.